Messenger RNA from Notodromas monacha, 1695 nucleotides. The record is from the annotation of a GenBank genome assembly. Lineage: Eukaryota; Metazoa; Arthropoda; Ostracoda; Podocopida; Cyprididae.
AUGUUGUCCAUUAAUCCACUUCCCAGUAUAACAGCGGCGCCACCACCACCGCCGCCGCCGUGUGGGACACAGAUAUGCACACACAACGACGACGUCGAAGUCACGGAAAGGCAACAGGAUACGACUGCAUCACAGGGAGAUUCUGCUGAAGAAAACGACGGACGGGAUUGUUUGGCCCCCCGGGACAAAAAAGGGGUUCUUGAAUUGCGCCACUUUUCAGAUGUAUUUUUCAAAAUUUGCCAUCUCAGCAUGGAUGGAUCAUGGAUCACCGGACCUAGGACUUUUGAAUACAACACCUUGAUGGACUUCAAGACUGUUGGGGCGCAGAUGCUAACACUUUCAAAACAUGCAUGGCAGAUUGCUUGCAACCUCGUUUCUAGACGAGAGAAACAAAAUGUGGCUCCGAUUUUCCAGGCGAGAAGUCGUGUGGCCGUGUUCAUUGACGAAAUAUUUCUAGUUCACCUGACUGUGACGCCACAAGAGACUUAUGAUCUGUUAUUGAACUAUAUAAUAAAGAUGGACUGCUCGCACAAUAACGCAAGAACAAUUCCCGAGGAAACGAUGGACGGUCGUGGAAGCAGACUUCGAAAGUUGGCCAUUUGCAUCUGCUGGCAUAUGCGUUCAAAAGCACGCAGAGAAUUCAUGGCUCCGGGUCGUGCUCCGAAGGUACUGCAUGAUUUUGUUCGGGAAAUAAUUGCUGCCCGCAGGACCUGUUUCCGCUGUUCUUCGAAUGAAGUGGUGAAACCGGUUCGUCACACCGACUUCUCGUUAUACCUCGGAACCCCCGUCAACACCGGAAGAAAUCCCUUCCAUACACCGGAAAUGGCUCGCAACCGCUUUCCCGAACCGGGGUUCCGGAGUUUGAUGACGAAAGAGCCCCAGGUUUCAGCCCCGCUGGGUCGCAUUUUCUGGGCUGUCGAGCACACGCGACCACCCGAAGGCGUUUGCGGAUGCCCCGUCUCCGGAAUAAACGAAGUUCGGAAGCGUUCGGACAGGUGGGAACGAGAGACAGAAAAUUCCGGAACGGCUGAAAACUUCGCGAAGAAACCCGAUCAACAAGUGGUCAUCAUCAAUUCCGAAAAAAGAACACCGCCAUCAACUUCUUCUUCUUCUUCAUCUUCGCGCCGACUUUCCGCCUCUUCGCCGCCGUCUCUGGAAACUGGCAUUGAUCACGUCGUCGGCCAGCAGCGGAUACGUCGCCGCGUCGUGGAAAUACGCAAACUCGAAAUCCGACGCGAACCCGACGUCGCGGAGCUCCGUCAAGUCCGACGGCGCCCACGCAGUGGCGCCCCUCAACCCUCGCUCCGCCGCGUCUUUCUCUCGCCGCCACGCAGCAUCCCCGGUGUCCUUCCUCAGCUGUCGCAACAGCUUGUGGCGGAGCUUGUCCCCGGUGUCGCCGUAGCGAAUAUGCAGCUCCGUCGACUCGGUCUCGAUGACGACGUCGUAAACUUUCCCACCCCCGGGGGACGUUGUCACAUUCACCGCCUUGCCGGCUCGGGAGCGCAGUGCCGCCUGAUCCUCGCUCAACGACCCGGCGUCGGGUUUGGCAAAGAAGAAGCGCUCCUUGUGCGUCGUCGGCGCCGGCAAAUGCAAAUCGAGCAGCUCGGAGUUGUUGAGCACGCCGGCGAAAACGGCGGCGAGUUGGGCGCCGGCUGCGUUGGCGGCGCGGACCAAGGCGCGGCCCGGCGUCCGUGA